Molecule: messenger RNA, 684 nt
Organism: Macroventuria anomochaeta
Lineage: Eukaryota; Fungi; Ascomycota; Dothideomycetes; Pleosporales; Didymellaceae
Product: carbohydrate esterase family 5 protein
Exons: 2
Coding region: 1-684 (227 amino acids)
Biological process (GO): carbohydrate catabolic process
Cellular component (GO): extracellular region
Molecular function (GO): cutinase activity
Source: RefSeq, a predicted model, not a curated record
AUGAAGUCUUUUGCUCCCCUUCUUGUCCUCGCUCCCUUCGCUUCCGCGGCUCUCACAUCUUCGACCCAGAACGAUGUCACCAACGGCAGCGGCUGCAAGGCUAUGACUGUUCUCUUUGCUCGCGGUACCACCGAGGGUGGUAACAUGGGAUCAGUUGCCGGUCCACCAUUCGUCUCUGCGAUUGGAAAGAUGAUGGGAGGCGCACAGAACCUUGCCGUCCAGGGUAUCGAGUAUCCCGCUGACAUCCCCGGAUUUUUGGCUGGCGGAGAUGCCGCAGGCAGCAAGUUGAUGGCGCAGAUGGUCGGCCAGGUCAUGACUGCGUGUCCCAACACUGCACUCGUUAUGGCUGGUUACUCUCAGGGAGGACAGCUCGUCCACAAUGCCGCCACUAUGCUGACAGCGGAUCAAGCUGCCUUCGUCAAGAGCGCCGUGAUCUUCGGCGACCCAAACAACGGCGAUGCCGUCGGCAACGUCGGUGCCGCAAACACUAAGGUCAUCUGUCACAAUGGUGAUUUGAUCUGUGCCGGCCAGAGUGUCAUCCUUGCACCUCACUUGACCUAUGGUCGUGAUGCAGACACUGCCGCUGCAUUCGUCAUGUCGACUGCUGGUGCUGCUGCUGGAGGCGCCGCAGCGGCUGCUGCCAAGGUUGUAGUCGGCAAAGUUGCCAACGGCUUCUCUGCUUGA